GAACCGAGAAGAAGAAGAAGUAGUAGAAGAAGUAGUAGAAGAAGAAGAAGAAGAAAAAGAAGAAGAAAAAGAAGAAGAAAAAGAAGAAGAAAAAGAAGAAGGAAAAGAAGAAGAAAAAGAAGAAGAACCUCAAGCGAGAAGCCAACUCGCCUCUUUCUCUUUCUCUGCACAGGAUGGAUAUGUCCAGCAGGUUGCUGGUGUGGCACGAGCUGGCUGAGAGCUGUGGUCUAACUACAGUGCAGCAAGGCCUGCAGCAGGUCUGGAGACUGAUGCUGCUCUGCCUCAUCUGCAGACUGUGCUUCACACUUCGAGGUUUGUCCACUGUGAAGCAUGUAGUUUCAGUGUUGGUUGGGAUGUACAGCCUCUACCUCUUUUUUGAGUCCCAAAUGCUGUGGGUGCUGUUGCUCAGUGCACUCUGUUACCUUGCUCUGCUCUUCAGUCGAAACUCCUGCAGCAGAGGCCCUUUCCUUUCGGUUGUCAUCCUCAUCUACCUCCUUAUUGGGGAGCUGCAGUUAAUUGACAUGGUGACCUGGCAUAAGAUAAGAGGCUCUCAGAUGGUGGUGGCCAUGAAGGCCAUCUCUCUGGCAUUUGACCUGGACAGAGGUGCAGUAAACAGCCUCCCCUCCCCAGCUGAGUUCCUGGGCUAUCUUUUCUUUGUGGGAACUGUUGUAUUUGGUCCUUGGAUCAGCUUCUCCAGUUAUAUGGUUGCUAUUGAAGCCAGAAAACCGAGCUGGGCGUGGAUGCAGAGUUCAGUCCGUAGCCUCUUGAAGAGUCAGAUCUGUUUGCUGGUCUCAACUUGCAUCGGUCCUUACCUCUUCCCUUUGUUCAUACCUAUCUAUGGAAACACAGUCACUCAGAAGUGGCUGCAUGCUUAUGAGAAUGCAGUGUCCUUCCACUUCAGCAACUACUUUGUCGGCUACCUAAGUGAAGGCACCAGCAUGUUAGCUGGAGCAGGCUUCACUGAAGAAAAAGACAACAUCAGUUGGGACAUGAGUGUCGUUAAACCUCUCAGUGUUGAGAUGCCUCGCUCCAUGGUGCUGGUGGUGACGUCUUGGAACAUCCCCAUGUCCCGAUGGCUAAAAACCUAUGUUUUUAAAAGCGCAAUGAAACUGGGGACAUUUCCAGCCAUCCUGGUGACAUAUACAGCCAGCGCACUACUGCAUGGUCUGAGUUUUCACCUGGGAGCAGUUCUGCUCUCUUUGGGAUUUAUCACAUAUGUUGAACAUGUUUUGAGAAAGAAGCUUGCAUCCAUCUUCAGUGCCUGUAUCCUUUCCAGGCCCUGUAACCCUGGCUGCGGCCAUCAGCACAAGAAGGAAUAUUUGGUGUUGGCACUGAACCUGGUUUUUAGCUUCCUGGCAAUCUUCCACCUCACUUACCUGGGCUCUAUGUUUGAUCCUGGAGUUGAUGAACAUGAGUUAGAUAAGGGUUACGCAGCCAUCCACACGAUCCAGAGGUGGUCGGAACUGAGCUGGGCGAGCCACUGGGUUGUUUUUGCCUGUUGGGUCUUCUACCGGUUAAUACACUGACGGAUGGAACCAAUGACGAGCCUGCCAUCAUUCAGCGUCUCACGAAACGGUCAGAGGCACGAGUAGUUGAGCAUCUAGUUUAUUCACAUCGUUCAUCUCGACGUCGGAUCCUGACACAGUUUACUCCCGAAGAGGUUCGGAUCCAUCAGCCUAAAGAUCGUUCAACUCUACUGAUCGCCGGUGCAGGAGCUCGCGCCGAGCGAACCCGACGUGUUCGCACGGGGAGGCUGACUUCCUCCUCGCUAAGUUUCACACAUCGCGUCAUCAUGCCAGCUUCAGACCUCCUCUUCGGCUCCGUGACCCAGCGGUUCAAAUAAACCAUCCGAGAUUCUACCGGAUCGCAGGUUGGAGCACGAUCCAGCGGGUCCAGCGGGUCUCCCUCCCCCCCGCGUCGGUCGCGGUCGGGAAAAGUUUCAACAAGCGACCUCUUCUAAAGCCCCUACCGAAGAUAAGUAUAACAUCUUUCUUUAAACACUCAUGCUACUACUUUAGCUUUAGAUAAUAUUCCGAAGACCACUUUGCAGUCCCCGGUCCCCACAGAGCAGCACAUCGUCACUCGUCUUAAAAACACUCGAACGUCGCAGCGGCGCUAAUACUGCGGACAAGUCGCGCUCGGCGAGUGCCGCGCUCCGGCGAGUGUGUCCCGUGUGCAAACAGAGACGUCAGCUGUUCCUCGUGCUUCAGCAUUAACGAGAACACAGUCCGCUUCGUCGGUAGAGUCAAUAACUCUACGUAUCUGUGCAUUCAGCCCUCUAAAUCUGAGACGGGAAGCAAUGCAUCCUUCAGAAUCAUAAACCGCGCCGUACAUAAAGCAUGCUAUGCACACCUGAACUGGCUUAAUUACAUAUCUUCUAAUUGAGUACAGGUGCGCGUGCACCUGAUGGUGUCUCGCACAUCCUGAGUCCAUUGGAACGUCAGUCGUGCACGUCCUCAGAAAUUUACGCUAUGUGGACGCCAGACGCAAAAUGCACUUAUAUAUAUAUAUACUAUAAAUAAAUAUAAAAUAAAUGAAUACUGGUAGUGAAUUUCAUCAAAUUCUCGCAUCAGUGAACAUGGAAACAUACGGCGUCACACCGUACUCGAUAGAUGGGCACAUUGACAAUCUACAGGCCGCGCUGUCUCUUCUGCGUAAAUCUUAAAAAUUAAUAAAACGGUAACAUCCUCCAGCGCGUCGCACACUAUUUAGGUCAUGCAAUUUCAGGAGUCAUACACAGUCUGAAUUACAGAUGGGCCGUCCAGUGGUAUCCUCUGGAAUCGCGUGUAAUACGCUGGCAAGGAUGCACACAACAAUUUAAGCAUCAAAUUGUUCCCCUCAUGUCCCCAGCGCACCAACAUGCCCAGUCGCAUAAUUAAAAAGUCUCCAAAUUGAAAUCAAUGAACUUUGGAGUUCGUACAUUCCAAUAGCUAGUUCCUAACAGCCACAAGACUCUAAUCCCAGUCAGUCCUAGGAGACAAGCUUUGAUCUCCAACCCUUCUGCGGUCUCGUAUCUCCAACAUGAGGAAUAAUGAGACCUAGGCGGUCGACAAAGCAAAUAAAUGAAUAAACUCGCAGGUCAAGGCGCUUAGCCUCCUUAGGCAGACAUAAAUCAGUUCAUAAAUGUAUCCUUGGCGGCGCUGGGAAUUACGCACCCGACUUCAGGUGCAGACCACCAAUAAGUUGCCAUAUUCUCAGCAAUUUCCUUAUUGUUGCUAGGGUUUCCUGUCUAAUGGGUAAAUACAUGAAUUCAUGUCACUCUGCUCAUUUUCACACUGACCGGGAGAGUCACGUGUCGUAUCGAGUGCAAAUUAUCGAGUACAUUCCAUGACGUUCAAAGGCUGACUCCGCUUAAACUCUUGAACGAGUUCAAACAACAUAAGUUACUUCACGUUUUGAUCAGGUCCCGGUAAAUAGUGAUGAGUGGUUAUUAGUUCAAGCGAGAGUAGAGUGGAGGAGGACAUAUAAACUCCUUCUUGGCACGAACCAAGCGCAGUUUCUGCUCUGAGCCGAGCAGCCGUGACUAGAGAAACCCAACAACACACAACACAUUUGCAUACCUCGUAUUUCACUUUUAUGGUCUGCUAACAAAAUUCCUCCCUUGCAGCUAAAGACGUCAUGCAGCAGCAGUCCUUCAACAACACUCCGAGAUGCCAAUCAUCCCUCAUGAAGCCCAUUUAAAAUAAUAAAAAAAAAAAAAAAAAAAAAAUCUUAGAUGGGACUCGGAAUUUCACGAAAAAAAAAAAAAUAUAUAUGUAAUCAAAUAAAUAAUAAAAAUGUAUAUAGAUUCAACACAAUUUAAUUGAAUAUAAUUAACUUUAAAAAAAUAUAUAUCUAUAUAUAAUAAUAAUAAUAAUAACAAAGUAUAAAUAAAAUACAGAUUAAAUAAAAUAUAAGUUAAAUAUAAAUAAAAUAUUAAAUAAAUAAACAGAUAUAAAAAAAAAACUCCAUUCGUGAGUCUUUUUGCACUCUACUCAGCUCAUGCAUUCAGGAUAUUAGUACUACUCUCCAGCCAGCCAAGAUGUUCUUUCGUUCCGCCACAGCAAUUUGGAAGAUUGUUUUCUGCCGUCACUCCCUAAAUCCGUCUUCAAACAAAACGCACACUCCUUUUCGACUCAAAUUUUCAAACCCUGAUAUCGGUAAGUCAUGCAUAUAACUGGUGGUGGUUUGUAUGCUCUGCUCACUCCGCGUGAGUUAUGCUUUUACUAAGCUCCACAUCUAGGCCCUGCUCUCACCAUGGCUUAACUUGGUCCGGUGACCUUUAGUUUAGUUGGCCAUGCAAUUUAAUUUACUUUUGUGGUUGCUACACCAUUUUAAUUUCUGUUGGUCCUGCGACUUAAAUUUCUGUUAUCCUCAUUUCUGUCGUCAUUUUUCAUUUUAUUUGUUCCUCGGACCUAAUUUCCUUUCGGUCAAUGGACCUUCUACUUAAGUUCGGUCUCCACUGACCUUGUGCUUAAUUCUACAUAUAGGCCCUGCUCUCACCAUGGCUUAACGGGUCCGGCGACCUUUACAUAAGUCUGCCAUGCAAUAUAAAUUCCUUGCGGUUGCUACACCUAUGUUAAUUUCGUUGCACUCCAUUAUCCAUUCUGGCACUUUAACUUCUUUUAAGUGCGUCUACAUUUUAGAUCCCGGGUCAUCUAUUUAUUCUAUCUGAUAAAUGUUAUAAUGAUGGUCUGUUUUCCAAACACUUUUAUUUGCUUAGGAUGCCACUUACGAGGUAAGACUCAUCAUUAACUCACUCUCCUGUUCCCUUCUUCGUCUUACUUCUUUUUGGGGGUAUUCCUGUUCGAUGUUCUGCUACACCCCCUUCUAAAUCCUAAUGACAUCUCACAGGGGUCUAAAAUGCCAAAGACUGUUUAACAUUCACAUUUCUGUGCGUGUAAAAAGUAAAUAAAUCUAAUCUGUUAAUUGGAAAUCAAGUCUCUCCUGAUUGAAAUGAAGCUAGCGUAAGUUCAGUCAGGAAGACUUAACCUGCAGACGAUCAGCUGAUCAGGGGUGUUCCUAUACAUAGGAACGCCCAAUGGAGGACUUAGCCUGCCUAGUGAUCAGCUGAUUGGGGGUGUGCCUUAUCAUCCAAUCAGGUCAGGCGCGGGCUCUGUCAGCCGGUCAUCUAGCAGCUGCCUAACUUUAAAAGUCCCUUUCCUCUCUUCCUCAGCCUGCCAUCAUUCAGCGUCUCACGAAACCCCUCCUCCACCCCAUUCUCCUCCCGGCUUGAAGGACAUUCACCUCAUCCGGACCCCGACCUCAACGGAUUACGCCAACGGAUCAAGGAUCAUAGCAGCGCCCAAUCAUGGUGGCAGCUGAUCACGGACAAAGAAUAUUCAAAACUGCCUAUCAAUAUACGAUUACUAGAUGCAUUCAUUGCACUUCUGUCCAUCCUGGAAGAGGGAUCCCUUGCAUGCGUCUCUUCCUGAGGUUUCUACAUUUUUCCUGUCAAGGUUUUUGUAGUUUUUCCUUACCCUUGUGAGGGUUGAGGGCAGAGGAUGCCACACUAGCAAGUUCAAUAGGACUACGAGCAUAAGAUUUGCCUUCCAAACUUACAUUAGACGUUAAACCACCACCAGUGUCUAGACCCCGGGGGUAUUCCUGUUCGAUGUUCUGCUACACCCCCUUCUAAAUCCUGAUGACAUCUCACAGGGGUCUAAAAUGCCAAAGACUGUUUAACAUUCAAGUUUCUGUGCGUGUAAAAAGUAAAUAAAUAAAAUCUGUUAAUUGGAAA
Messenger RNA from Platichthys flesus (European flounder), 5719 nucleotides. Its product is annotated as protein-serine O-palmitoleoyltransferase porcupine-like. NCBI's taxonomy places the organism in Eukaryota, Metazoa, Chordata, Actinopteri, Pleuronectiformes, Pleuronectidae. The coding region runs from base 174 to 1526 and encodes 450 amino acids. The record is from RefSeq and is a predicted model, not a curated record. The transcript has 14 exons. Gene Ontology annotation, cellular component: membrane; endoplasmic reticulum. Gene Ontology annotation, molecular function: Wnt-protein binding; palmitoleoyltransferase activity. Gene Ontology annotation, biological process: lipid modification; Wnt protein secretion; protein palmitoylation.